Molecule: messenger RNA, 3038 nt
Organism: Pomacea canaliculata
Lineage: Eukaryota; Metazoa; Mollusca; Gastropoda; Architaenioglossa; Ampullariidae
Product: multiple epidermal growth factor-like domains protein 10
Exons: 13
Coding region: 76-1749 (557 amino acids)
Molecular function (GO): scavenger receptor activity; protein binding
Source: RefSeq, a predicted model, not a curated record
GCUUCGAGAUAAAAGUGUCAUCGGCAAACUUCCGUCUUGUGAACCAGGAAGAUGUGAACCUUAGUAGCUUGGGCUAUGAUGGCGGGUCGUGUGGGGACGUGGAUUGUGAUACUGUGUGUAGUUACUGAAAAUCUUUUUGCUGCUUUGCAGUUUGUUUCUAGUCAGCAACUGGAACAUAUGAGUUGUGUGUCUGGCUACUGGGGGGCAAACUGUACCCGUCCCUGUGGAGCAGGGUGUGACAGUCGUGGAUGCAGUCAGAGUGACGGGACCUGUCAGUGCCGUCCGCGGUGGGAGUCUCCUCUGUGCCAAAAAUGUGUGUCUGGCUACUGGGGGGCAAAUUGCACCCGUCUAUGUGGAGCAGGGUGUGACAGUCCUGGAUGCAGUCAGAAUGACGGGACCUGUCAGUGCCGUCCGCGGUGGGAGUCUCCUCUGUGCCAAAACUGUUCAGACGGUCACUACAACAUGUCUAACGACUGUCACAACACCUGUGGUGAAGGAUGUCAUAACACAUGUAACAAGACUGACGGGACAUGUCAGUGUCAACGAGGAUGGCAGCCUCCUCUGUGUCAAGAUUGUGCAGACAAAUACUACAACACGCCUAACGGCUGUGUCACCUGUGGUGAAGGAUGUCAUGACACUUGCAACAUUGCUGACGGGACAUGUCAGUGUCGACCAGGAUGGCAGCCUCCUCUGUGUCAACAGUGUGCAGAUAAUCACUACAACAUGUCUAAUGACUGUGUCACCUGCGGUGAAGGAUGUAACGACACUUGCAACAUUGCUGACGGGACAUGUCAGUGUCAGACAGGAUGGCAGCCUCCUUUGUGUCAACAUUGUGCAGACAAUUACUACAACACGCCUAAUGGCUGUGUCACCUGUGGUGAAGGAUGUCAGGACACAUGUAGCAGGACUGACGGGACAUGUCAGUGUCGACCAGGAUGGCAGCCUCCUCUGUGUCAACGCUGUGCAGAUAAUUACUACAACGUGUCUAAUGACUGUGUCACCUGUGGUGAAGGAUGUAACAACACAUGCAGCAGAACUAACAGGACCUGUCAGUGUCGACCACGAUGGCAGCCUCCUUUGUGCGAUGACUGUUCAGACGGUCACUACAACCCAUCUAACGACUGUCAAAACACCUGUGGUGAAGGAUGUAACAACACAUGUAACAGGACUGACGGGACAUGUCAGUGUCGACCAGGAUGGCAGGCUCCUCUGUGUCAAAAUUGUUCAGACGGUCACUACAACGUGUCUAACGACUGUCAAGACACCUGUGGUAGAGGAUGUCAUGACACAUGUAGCAGGACUGACGGGACAUGUCAGUGUCGGACAGACUGGCAGCCUCCUCUGUGUCAAUUUAUGACGUCAUCUAGAGACGAUAAAGAGGCUUUGAGUGUAGCUGGUCCACUGGCCGGUACUGCAGUCGGCUGUGCCAUCGUCUUCUUUAUUUUAGGUGUCCUCGCCGGAUUAUGGCUAAGACGACCAAGAUCUCAUCAGCCCUCAGCCAAACUUGGUUCACAUGAUAACAUCUCCACGAACUGUGAUCUAGCUACAUCGUCGACCAUGACGCGGCAAGCGGAGCAUCCUGGCACGACAUCUUCUGAAGAUGCAUCAGACCACAGCAACAACGUGUACGACGAACUUAAAGCUCGUAAUGACGACAGCAAAGCUACCUAUACUUCUCUUCGCUUCCAGAAUGAGAGCAAGGAAUGUGCGGAGCCUAGUGAUUACAUCAACACAAGGAAAUGCAAAUAAAUUCCAAAUGAAACACAAAGAUGCGUUACAAGUUAUAUAAAAGCUUUGAUAAUAAUAAGAAUGAAAAUAAAAACAACAACAUUCCAUAACAUUCUCCUUUCUAACUGUGAUGCCGUGAAUUAUUAAUACAAAGUUGUAAAGCGAUGAACUAAGUUUUUAACACGAAUUGAUAGAGGCAAUGUAGUGAACAAUUAUCAAUUAUAUGUCACGUGAUCUCAACAAAUAUGUUAAUCAUGAGGGUGCUGAGGCUAGACACAUGUGUUUGAUUGACUCUAUGGAUGAUUUAUUAGCUGAGCUUUUCUGAGCAUUUCAUAGUGAAAAUAUCAACUCUCUUGACUCACGGCAAAGGUAAACAUACAAGAAGAGGUGUGUGUAUCCCAGUGACUAAAUUUUCCCGCUGCAGGUUCAAGUAUACGAACGCACUCAGGCGUAUUGAAAUAAUUUUUAAAGCAAACUAUUGGUGUACCUGUGCUAGAUUUUAGUAAACAUCACAGAAUAGACAGUGACGUGCAGAUGCUGUUGCUCACAGUGCGUUUCUCUCUCUCUCACUGACUAAUGAACCCGCCACAAUAACACCAUGAACACAUACACACACUUGCAUUCCUUGUUAACAUGCCUAUAUCACUCUUUAUCAAUGCUAACAUUGAACACCAGGGAAGUACAUGCUUAUCUCAGGUAUACCUAAGUUUAGAGAUAGGUGGUCGUCAUCACAUUGGUUUCCAGGAAGUUUAAAGACAAACCAUUUUGUGACGAUGGCGGGUUGUGUGCGGACGUGGAUGUUAAAGCUGUGCGUUUUCACUAAAAUCUUUGUCUUGAUUGCUGCACAGACAGAGCAUAUGAGUGAGUACUUUCAGUAUUUUAGGAUUAGUUAAUAUUCCGUAUAUGAGAGAGGUGCCAGUAGUCCCACCCCUCUAUCGAGUGAGGUGCCCAUUGCCGACAGCUGGGUCAACGUGUCGCUGCUCUACACGGGUAUGUUACAGGACAACCUGUUUGUUUAGGUAUUCAAAGUAUCGAUAGUAGUUUAGGGUCAGUUGUUCCGCUGAUUUAUUCCUAUAGGGCAUUAUAACAUAGCAAUUUGAAUAAACAGUAAACAAACGUGUGGAAUUCCAUUCUAAUAUGAUCCGCACAUUGAACUCCGACUGGAUCUUUUCCCUUCUUGUCCACAGAAGCCUAAAAUUGUUUCCUAUCGUCCUUGUAAAAUUGUUGAUGUUAUUUCUUAUAUGCUGCGAUAUUAAUCAAGAUACUUAAGGAAUGAUGUUUAUGCUUGUCAAAUAAAUAUUUACUAACAU